UGCAUCACUAAGAAUGCUUUGCUCUUAAACUUACACGAUUCUAUUCUUACUGAUGCUAAUGGAAGAAUUGGAUCCAUUGUUGCUAACCAUCAAUUCCAAUUUGAUGGUCCACCACCACAACCUGAUUCUCUUUACACUUCUGGAUGGUCUAUCAUUAACCAGGAUGGUAAUUACUUGUUGGCUCUUGGUAAACAAACUGUCUUCUGGGAAUGUGCAGCAGGUGGAUUCUUUAAGUUAUAUGAUGCUUCCAUUGGUGCUCAAUGUAAGCAGGUUGAGCUUGUUGUGUUGAAAGCUGAUUAUUGCCAGAAAUGGUAAUUUAACAUGUUUGGUAUGAUCUUGCAGUUUAAUGUGUGUUUAAUCCUUGUUUGUUUUUCUUCGGUUUCGUGCUUUAUUUUAUUCAUUUCGGCAUUGUUUGUUAUUUAUGUUCAUUUGUUUGGUUUAAAUCUUGAUUGGUUGCUAGUACUUGCUGUAUUUUCUUGGAAGUAUUUUAGCAUUCCUAAUUUCAAAUUUUGUUGAUCUUUCGGUUAUAUUAGUUGAAGAGUUCAGUGUCUGUGACUAGCAAUUAAUAUCAUUUCUUCUAUUUAUUUUCCUCUAUUAAACACACAAAAGUUAUAUCUUGUAUAUAUUUAUAGGAAUUAACAUACUGCAUUU
Messenger RNA from Spathaspora passalidarum NRRL Y-27907, 651 nucleotides. RefSeq lists its product as uncharacterized. Gene Ontology annotation, biological process: fungal-type cell wall organization. Gene Ontology annotation, molecular function: structural constituent of cell wall. The annotation marks the transcript as partial. The record is from RefSeq and is a predicted model, not a curated record. The transcript has a single exon. Gene Ontology annotation, cellular component: fungal-type cell wall. Lineage: Eukaryota; Fungi; Ascomycota; Pichiomycetes; Serinales; Debaryomycetaceae.